AUGUUACAAAACUUGGCACUGUUAUUAAUCAGUAUUGCUUGCAUUAUACCAAUUAAUGUUUUAUGGCAAUUGCUACCAAAGAAAAACACUUCUGCACCACCACUAGUGUUUCAUUGGCUGCCUUUCAUUGGAUCAGCAUUAGAUUACGCAAUCGACCCUCUUGAGUUCUAUAGACGUAACCAAGAGAGGUAUGGUGAUGUAUUCACGUUUAUCCUCUUGGGUAGACCGAUGACGGUAGUUCUUGGAACGAAAGGAAAUAAAGCUUUAUUUGCUUCAAGCGCUACUAAACUGUCAGCAAGCGAAGCGUACACAAAUUUGACCUCACCAGUAUUUGGUAGCGGUGUUGUGUAUGAUUGUAGCCACUCAACAUUUAUGUCUCAGAAGAAGUUUAUCAGAUCAGGAUUGAGCGUUACACAAUUUAGAGCAUACGUUAGUAUGAUAGUUGAUGAGGUGGAACUAUUCAUGAAGAAUAAUUUGAAUGGUCUAUCAGAGGGGAAGAUACCUGCAUUUGAAACACUAGCACAGUUAACACUCCUUACAUCAGCAAAAACACUUCAAGGACACGAAGUCAGAAAGGCUUUUGAUGAGAAAUUAUUAUCUUGCUUAUACCAUGAUCUAGACAAAGGGUUUACCCCGAUAAAUAUGAUAUUACCAGGCUUACCACUCCCAGUUAAUAGGAGAAGGGACGUUGCCAAUAAAGCGGUUAGUGAUAUGUUUGUCCGCAUCAUUCAAGCUAGACGAAAGAACCCCUUACCAGAAGAGGAAUACGAUAUGAUUUCAACACUCAAUGAAAAGCAAUACAAAGAUGGCACUUUAUUACCUGACAACCAUAUUGCACAUUUACUUAUAAGUUUAUUGAUGGCUGGACAACACACCUCAAGUUCAGUUUUAUCAUUUGCAAUGCUUGAACUAGGUAGAAGACCUGAUAUUUGGGAUGCUUUGUUGAAAGAGCAAAAAGAAAAUUUGAGCAUUCAUAGCACUGACGAUGAUAUUAAUGGCAACGGUUGUCAACUGAAACCAUUAGAAUAUGAAGAUUUUGAAAAAUUACCAUUACUUGGAGCUGUACUUAAGGAAACACACAGAUUACAUGGACCAGUUCAUUCGGUUAUACGUAGAGCUUUGACUGAUUUUGAGUAUAUCGACGAUAAUGAUCGUGCUUUCAUUAUUCCAAAAGGCCAUAAUGUUGUUGCUAGUCCACUUUACACUCAAAGAUCACCAGAGUUUUGGAAGAACGCAACGGAUUUUGAUCCAUAUCGCUGGUUCAAGAACGACGUUUACAAGGAAAGUGAAGAAGAUAUCAAAGUCGACUACGGUUUUGGAAUGACAAGUGACCCGAAAGAAUCACCAUAUAUACCUUUUGGUGCUGGUAGCCAUAGAUGUAUUGGUGAACAAUUUGCAACGUUGCAAUUGAUGGUAAUCUUAUCUACCUUUGUUAGAAAGUUGGAAAUCAAGACCGAAGGAGAAAUGCCAAAUCACAAUUAUCGCACAAUGAUCAUCUCUCCUCUAAGUCCAGACAAUAUUAUAUAUCGUACACGUAAAUUCUGAUCAUGUAAAAGUGACGCAUUACAUAAC
This is a messenger RNA of Wallemia mellicola CBS 633.66, 1572 nucleotides long. RefSeq names its product cytochrome P450. The coding region runs from base 1 to 1545 and encodes 514 amino acids. Gene Ontology annotation, molecular function: heme binding; oxidoreductase activity, acting on paired donors, with incorporation or reduction of molecular oxygen; iron ion binding. NCBI's taxonomy places the organism in Eukaryota, Fungi, Basidiomycota, Wallemiomycetes, Wallemiales, Wallemiaceae. Gene Ontology annotation, biological process: ergosterol biosynthetic process. The record is from RefSeq and is a predicted model, not a curated record. The transcript is spliced from 4 exons.